This is a messenger RNA of Prunus armeniaca (apricot), 1011 nucleotides long. NCBI's taxonomy places the organism in Eukaryota, Viridiplantae, Streptophyta, Magnoliopsida, Rosales, Rosaceae. The record is from the annotation of a GenBank genome assembly.
AUGCGUGCGUGCCGUUCGGCACGAGAGGUGAGUGAAAACUCGACCCAUGCGUGCGUGCCGUUCGGCACGAGAGGUGAGCGAAAACUUGACUCAUGCGUGCCUGCUAUUCGCCGGGAAAGGUGUGUUGGUUCUCAAAAGGAGAAGAAUGGAGAAGGUGAAACGUUGAAGUGUAGGCGCAAGUGGGGAGGUGAGGGCGCUUGGGCUCCCCUGUGCAUGGGUGACACGUGUCGGCAAGGUUGCGAAGAGUUGCAACGUUUCGGUUCCCGAUGCGAGGCUCGUCCUAUAAAUCGAAGGAAGAGGUGGUAUGAGGAGGCGAUUUCAGGCGAUUUUUGCAAAGGCGGAGCGAUUUCUGGCGACUUCCACCACCGUGGAAAACAAGACACUGAAUCAGACUAUAGUUGUAGCCCAAGAGCGUUUGAUGGAGAAUUGGCAUCGAAGAGCUCGACCGCAGGGCUUGAUAGUGCCGGUUUCGAGGAGACCGAGGGAGGAGAAGUGCCGAAGGUGUCUACCGAUACGGGGAGUACUUCGAGUGUGGAAGUAGUGAGGGCUGAAAACGCCCACCCAUCGACAUCUGGUCAUCGAAUGCGAGAGGCCGAGGCCGAUGUGUCGGUCGCCGAUCCUAGGAAAGUCGUGCUGACGGUGGUCACUGGCCGACAAAGGAUACCGAUGGCAAAGCCAAAGGACCUUGUGUUCGGGGUGGACCACCUAGAGCUGAACGUCUUGACCGAGGCGGAGGUGGCGAAGAUCCGGGCCCUGUACAACAUACCGGAAUUGGUAAAGAUGCGGAUCCCAGGGCCGUUGGAGUCAUUGAGCAAUCCGAAGGGGGAGGUGGGCUUCUUCACGGAUGUCUUCAAGCACGGGCUUCGGUUGCCACUGAGGCAUUCCGUGCAGAAGAUCCUGGCGGCGAUUGGCUACGCCCCUGGGCUGUUUAACCCAAAUUUUUGGAUAACACUCUUGGGGACAGUCACGGCCUUCAGCUUAGCUCGUGAGGGGGAGCCGAGCUAUGAGUAA